AAUGCACGCGAUCCACAACAACAAAACAAAAAAAACAAAGGAUCAUCACAAUUUUUGAAGAGCAUCGAGGACAGACAGAAGAAAGGUCAAGACCAUAUAAGGCUGGACAAACGGCUUCUCUAUCAGAACCUAUAUCCUUUCUGUCACAAAGUAAAGUGUAUUCUUGUUUGGUAAAGGAUUUCGUACAUUACAGAUCUCUAAUUGAAAAUAGGACAAGAUUUACAAAAAGACGGUGUCAUUUGGUGAGCAUUAUCACAGUGCAACAUUUUAAAGCAAGGGCGUAUAGUAAGGAAUUCCGUCGCGAUGCUCAUGGACAGUGGCUUGCUUAUACCUAUAAUAUUUUUUUUGCUAAAUGAAGCAAACGUUGUUAUUGGGUACGAGAGGGCAAGUUUAAUUAAAGAUUUGAUGAAAAACUACAAUGCUGAUGUAAGGCCUUUUAACAAUGGUUCUAAUCCCGUCAAAGUUUGGUUUUCAAUGACUUACAAACAACUGCAAAAUUUAAAUGAACCAACUCAAGUCGCUAUAUCCUUAGUUUGGGCACGUGCGUAUUGGACAGAUGUUAAUUUGAAGUGGAAUGCGAGCAAGUAUGGAUACAAGCACGUUGAAAUCAGCUCAUCCAAAAUAUGGACACCUGACUUGACACUAUAUAAUAAUGCCAAUAAGAAAGGAGGAAAGAUGCUCGACCUAAGCUAUAAAGCCAGGGUAAAAUCUAAUGGUAACGUCAAAUUAUUAUGUCCUCUUAUUUUGGAAUCAGUAUGUCCUAUGAACGUUCAUAAGUUCCCAUACGAUACUCAAAAAUGUCAAUUGAAAAUUGGCUCCUGGGCAUACGAUAGCUCUGGUAUCGAUUUACGAUUAGAGCCGUCCACAGAAGGUAUCAUUAUGAGCCACCUGGAGAAAAAUUCCGUUUGGAAUAUUAAGUUAGACCAAGUUAGUACUGGUUUCAUUAACUAUACCUGCUGCGAAUUUCCAUUCCACAACAUAAUUUAUACUUUUGAAUUUCAAAGAAAACCAAGAUAUUACCGAAACUUAAUAAUCUCACCAACAUUAGUGCUAAUAUUUAAUGUUAUCGUGUUUUGCUUUCCUACCAACUUUAACCAGAGGAUAUUCAUUGGGGUCACAGCCUUAACAGGCCAGUUCUUAUUUUUGAUCGUUGUGAGCAAGAGAACGCCAGCGACAUCCGACAGUAUUCCUUUGAUUACCGAAUUCAUCAUCUACGCCCAAAUCUACACAAUACUUCAAUUAUUGUCAACUGCCUUUAUAAUGCAUCUAAACAACUACCAGGAAAAUGAAAAUGUGCCAGAAUUUUGUAGGUUAAUACGAGACGUAAUUGUAAAUUAUGGAACUUGAUUCCAUGUUGCAAAAAGAAGGAUAAUUAUUCACAAUGUGAAAAUCAGAUGGCAAAUAAAGAAGAACGGCGUUAUAAAAUUAAAGUUCUUAAUAGAUUUUUCCUAGUAUUCUUUAUAGUAAUCUUCGUCGUGUAUUUUUUUGGUUUAAUUCUUGUAAUUCAAUUUUCGUAAUACAACUGGCUGCAAAUAAUGAUUUUUACAUGCACAAUUAAAUUUAUUGUCCAUGAAUUAAUCGUUAUACAAUAUAUUGUUGUAGCUUAACUGUAACGUGAAUCGGUAGGAAAAAUUCUUCAAUAAUUUUUAACAUGCUCACAAAGAAUAAUAAAUGACCAAUUAGAAUUGUUA
Molecule: messenger RNA, 1691 nt
Organism: Xenia sp. Carnegie-2017
Lineage: Eukaryota; Metazoa; Cnidaria; Anthozoa; Malacalcyonacea; Xeniidae
Product: neuronal acetylcholine receptor subunit alpha-6-like
Biological process (GO): chemical synaptic transmission; nervous system process; regulation of membrane potential
Cellular component (GO): neuron projection; membrane; synapse
Molecular function (GO): extracellular ligand-gated monoatomic ion channel activity; transmembrane signaling receptor activity; neurotransmitter receptor activity
Source: RefSeq, a predicted model, not a curated record